This is a messenger RNA of Closterium sp. Naga37s-1, 474 nucleotides long. Lineage: Eukaryota; Viridiplantae; Streptophyta; Zygnematophyceae; Desmidiales; Closteriaceae. The record is from the annotation of a GenBank genome assembly.
AUGGCUCCCCCCGCGGGCACCUCCCUCCUCGCGCGCGCGCGCCAGGCGCUCGCCAAGUACGUGCGCCCGCCGUGGAACUACACGGGCCCGACCGUGUCCGCGGAGUUCCGCGAGUCCGUCCCCGUGCUGGGGGAGUACCGCCCCUUUGCGCCGACCAACCCGCCCGCCAAGGCGUCGAUUCCGCAGAGCGAUCUCGACCGCGUCUUUAACAUUAAGUACCACGACCGCGAGCGGCGCCGCGCGGUGUUCGAGACUAAGAAGGAAGAGCUGACCGUUGCGCAAAUUAUGGAGGGGAUCCGCGGAGGCGGAGCGAGCGCGGAGGCUUCGGGGGAGGUAUCGGCGGAGGCUGCGGGCGCGGGGGGGAGCUCAGGUGGAGGUUCCGCGGACCCCUCUCUCAUCGACAUCUGCGUCUCAGAUCUCGUUCUUCCCUCCUCCACUCCCCUCCCAUCGAUAUGUUGCAAUAUAUUCCUAUGA